AAUAAAGACGUGUCUAGCCUUGAGUCACUUGAUUGUAGUUGAAGCAGCACCACCAGUAAUAGUAGUGUGGUUUAGCACUAUGGCACACAAAGGGAAGGCUACACCGUGGCGUAGUUGGAGCUUCACUUCAGCGUUUCUGCUAGUCUGUUUAGCACCCCUGACGCAGUCGUACAAUUUGAGAAAAGCACUUGGCAGAAAUAGAGAAAAUGGUCAUGAAGGAAAGAUUCUGUUUGGUAACUUCUUUGAGAAGGGGCGAACUGGUCUGCCAACAAGUAUACAUGCCAACUGGAAUGUUACCUCCUCUGCAGAAGAUGCCAUCGGUUAUCAAAAAGACUCGUCCGGGUGGUUCCAAGAUGAUCCCAGUGUACAAUGGAAGCACUUGGAGCUGUCAGUUCAAUGUGGUGCUUACCAGAUGAAGCUCGUAGCAAGGGAGCCAGAAGCGUCACAGUUGCAACUGGUCCAAAAAAACGCCAAGUCGCUUCCCUUGACUCAGCUCCCUGAAACCUGUGGCUACUCAAUCAGUCGAAACAAUGUAAUGCUUGUAAUGGUGGCUUCAUAUGACGGCUGUACAAUGAUGCAAGAGGACGGACGCUACAUCCUACCAAUGCUUUGGCAAAGAAGGCAUAUAAUGCUCUCAUGCCCCAUAAAAGAAAUGCAUCCAGCACCACCUAUGUCUCCAAGUCGACAAAUGUCCCCUAAACCAGCUGCCUUGCCCUAUCCAUACAACCAGUGGGCUAUGAGGCCUCCCUUCAACUAUUAUCCAUAUGGACAACAAGUAGUGCAUCAAGAGCCAGCCGAGACUGACCUCCCUACUACACAAGAACCCACGACGACAUCGCCAACACCACCCAAGGAGCAGCCAGCAAAAAGCCCACCAGCUUCUAAACCAGCUGGCUAUCCCCAUCCACAGUACCAGCGGCAUAUGAUGCCUCCCUUCCAACACUAUCCAUAUGGACAACAUGUGGUGCAUCAAGAGCCAGCCGAGACUGACCUCUCUACUACACAAGAGCCCACGACUACAUCGCCAACACCACCCAAAGAGCUGCCAGCAAAAAUGUCCCCUAAACCAGCUGCCUUGCCCUAUCCAUACAACCAGUGGGCUAUGAUGCCUCCCUUCAACUAUUAUCCAUAUGGACAACAAGUGCAUCAAGAGCCAUCCAUGACUGACCUCCCUACUACACAAGAACCCACGACGACAUCGCCAACACCACCCAAGGAGCAGCCAGCAAAAAGCCCACCUGCUUCUAAACCAGCUGGCUAUCCCCAUCCACAGUACCAGUGGGCUAUGAUGCCUCCCUUCCAACACUAUCCAUAUGGACAACAUGUAGUGCAUCAAGAGCCAUCCGAGACUGAGCUCUCUACUACACAAGAGCCCACGACAACACCGCCAACACCACCCAACACCACCCAAGAGCCCACGACUACACCACCAACGCCACCCAAGGAGCAGCCAGCAAAAAGCCCACCUGCAAAUAUUCCACCUGCUUCUAAACCAGCUGGCUAUCCCCAUCCACAGUACCAGUGGGCUAUGAUGCCUCCCUUCCAACACUAUCCAUAUGGACAACAUGUAGUGCAUCAAGAGCCAGCCGAGACUGAGCUCUCUACUACACAAGAGCCCACGACGACACCGCCAACACCACCCAAGGAGCAGCCAGCAAAAAGCCCACCUGCUUCUAAACCAGCUGGCUAUCCCCAUCCACAGUACCAGUGGGCUAUGAUGCCUCCCUUCCAACACUAUCCAUAUGGACAACAUGUAGUGCAUCAAGAGCCAGCCGAGACUGAGCUCUCUACUACACAAGAGCCCACGACUACAUCGCCAACACCACCCAAAGAGCUGCCAGCAAAAAUGUCCCCUAAACCAGCUGCCUUGCCCUAUCCAUACAACCAGUGGGCUAUGAUGCCUCCCUUCAACUAUUAUCCAUAUGGACAACAAGUGCAUCAAGAGCCAUCCAUGACUGACCUCCCUACUACACAAGAGCCCACGACGACAUCGCCAACACCACCCAAGGAGCAGCCAGCAAAAAGCCCACCUGCUUCUAAACCAGCUGGCUAUCCCCAUCCACAGUACCAGUGGGCUAUGAUGCCUCCCUUCCAACACUAUCCAUAUGGACAACAUGUAGUGCAUCAAGAGCCAGCCGAGACUGAGCUCUCUACUACACAAGAGCCCACGACGACACCGCCAACACCACCCAAUGAGCUGCCAGCAAAAAUGUCCCCUAAACCAGCUGGCUAUCCCCAUCCACAGGACCAGUGGGCUAUGAUGCCGCCCUUCCACAAUUAUCCAUAUGGACAAUAAGUAGUGCAUCAAGAGCCAUCCAAGACUGGUCACUCUACUACACUGGAGCCCUUGACACCGGAGCCACCCCCUUCGUCCCCCCCACUCAUUUUUGUACAUUAUCCCUAACAAUUCUACAGCCCUCAAUUCCACUAUCCACCAGUCUUCGACCGCCAACCUUGACUGGCCACCAUGGAACCAGAAUAACUUCUCCGUAGCCCUUCCCAUAUGUCCACUUGCACUACCUGCUACUUGAUGCACCUCUAUCCAGGCUAAAGCUUUCAAGUAUUUUGUCAAUAAAGCUUUGUAAAUUCAUUGUGGUCAGUCUUUCUUCAGGGCAAUGGAUAGUUCAAGCUGUAUGCUACUU
Gadus chalcogrammus (walleye pollock) is the source of this 2642-nucleotide messenger RNA. RefSeq lists its product as uncharacterized. The record is from RefSeq and is a predicted model, not a curated record. Bases 80 to 2296 code for a protein of 738 amino acids. The transcript has 4 exons. NCBI's taxonomy places the organism in Eukaryota, Metazoa, Chordata, Actinopteri, Gadiformes, Gadidae.